AUUUUAGCAUCCUCAAACUUGCCAACUGUGGAAAUGAACAACUUGGAAUUCCCGAAUGAGCACGUUCUUCCAACUGGCUAUAAUAUAACAGUCGUUUGUACAAGCAAUCAUCCAGCUAAAUCGGAUCAUAAAUCUUACUUACCCUACUGGAUACAGUAUUUUUUCAACGAUGUCUACAAGAGAGAAUCGAGUUGUGGUGGUGGCAAUAGUGACUCAGAUUACGAACUUUCAAAAGUGUGCAAAUACUUUAUUCAAAACGCCACCGAGGAUAACUCUGGGACUUAUACCUGCAUCUCAAGAAACAGUUAUGGCUGCACAAUGAAAGCGAUGGCGUUGAUGUUUAAAGGUAACAUUUCGCAUUAUUUGUUUCUUGUUAUACAUUAUAACAAAUGAAGUAGCUCACAUUUAGUUUGGUAUCUACAUGACAUUUCAUGUCGGGUAAAACUUACAUUGUAUAAUUUUUCGCUAAAAAAACCACGAAGAUGCAUCAAUUUGAAUUGACGGGUAAAUUGAAAACCGCUGAUAACAAUUUCAUAUCAUAUCGGUCUUGAAGGAAAGUUUGUAAUUCGACUUGUUUUCUUUAAUUUUAAAUUUUUAAAUUUCUUUUUUUUUUUUUGUUUCAUCAUAGAGCCAUCACCUCCGCUUUUUACUCAUCACCAGCCUCGUGAAGUCGACUUUCUAAAAUCUAGUAAAGCCAAACUCAGCUGUAAUGCAUCAGGUGUUCCCCUUCCCUCCAUCACCUGGUUCAAAGACGGUAAUAGCCUUUCCAGUUCUUCUGUGAUAGGGUCAAAAAGUUAUUCAAUAUUGAAUUUUGAAUCUGUACACCCUCAUGACCAAGGACAGUAUUGGUGCGAGGCAAACAACACAGAGGGGCAGAGCAGAUCAGCUCCUGUAAAUCUAACAGGUAUUGAAACAUUUCACUUUUUUGAAAGAGCUUAAUAAUCUUCAAAUAAUGAGGUGUUUUUAGAGGUAAUGAUCAUAUCCCGUAUGCAGGACAUCACACGUGUACGUAUGUACAUAAUUUUGCGUUUACCAACUUUCUUCUUAAAAUGGGGCAAUUACAAUAUUCCAUCUACCACAUGGGGUCCCUGAUGAUUCCAUGGACCGCCAAAUGCUUGGAAACAACCGGAUUUCUAUUUCUGAGGACUUACCUCCACUUUUUAUUCUAUCUCGAUAACUUCUUCUUCAAACAAUUUCUCGAAGUAUACCGAUCGUAAAAUAUUUGAAGUUUGUUUCUGUCUAUAUCUCAAAACUUUGCCAUAGUUUUUGCAAUUAUUAUUGAAAAUGGAUCUUGACCAAUGAGCGUGCGAGAAUUUCUACGGUUGUGGUUAAAGUAUUCUUAUGUCCCCCCCUCCCCCACCCCCACCCCCCAUCCAUCUCACUGGCAGUUGAAGUCAACUUUCUAUAGUCACCCCCAUUAAACUCUGUCGGUGGUAAAUGAUCCCCCUUCAUGCCACCUAAAAGAACUUGAUCCUCUGGUUGUCUAGACCGUUCAGUACAAUGUUUGUGUAACCGUUGAUGUUACUUUUAGUGGUGUGGAAGCCAGCGUUCUACAUUCAUCCCCAAGACACAACUGUAUAUCUUGACGAUGAUGCCACCACCGUGACGGUUAAUCUCUCGUGUGCAGCAAAUGGCUCCCCACUUCCAGUGAUCAGUUGGUUAAAAAACAACUCCAAAGUUGAUGAUGAUGCAGUGAUUCGAAGUCAAAACAUCUCCAUCCUCACUGUUGAAAUCAACGAGGGGACAGAAAAGCACUUUAGAUACCGUUGCGUUGCUAAAAACUCGUUGGGAAACACAUCUUCCCAGGAAGCCACACUGAUGAUCGCAAAACGCGAUGAGGAACGUUUACCAAUGGAGGGUAAGCUUACAGCUCAGAUUCACAAAUAAGAUAACGGACCAUAGCGCAAAGUAAUCAGAAAAGAUCAAACCUCCUCUGUUUUAGUUAUAGAGAAUGUUUUCCAAAUAUUUCCCUAAAGCUUCGGCUGGAAAAUCGGCUAGAAUUAAGUUAGAAUAUAUUUUUUUUUGCAAAGGCCAUAAUGCGAAUUAAGCCACACGAAUAUGCCAAAAUCAAUGCGAUCCAAAGCCUCGAGUUUGGAUGUUAUUUAUUAGUAGUAGACACUCGCUAAACGACUAAUAUACUGCUGGAAUAAUUUCGCAGUUAUCUUUGUCUGUUAUUCCUUUGUGAUUUCGCUUUGUUUCUCUUCUACUACAGUUGCAUCAACCCUAACAUAGGCUAAGGUCUUAAUUUUUGAAACUAGGUAUUGUGAAGGGAGAAAGCCCUUUCUACCUCCAACCCAGAAGCAUCAAGGCUAUUGCAGGAGACCACGUUAAUUUCGUGUGUGCCAUAGAGGGUAGUCCUGUCUCACAAAUCGUGUGGUUAAAGGAUGGUUCAGCAAAUGUGGACGGUAACACUGAUUACUACUCAGGAGAACAAAGUGCCACCUCUGUGCUCAAGAUCUACCCCGUAAGUGAAAGACAUGUUGGUCGUUAUUCAUGCGAAGCAACAAGAUUCGCGGGAACUGCAAUCUCGCGGGAGGCAGUACUCGUAAUAACAGGUAAGGAUGAA
Molecule: messenger RNA, 2566 nt
Organism: Pocillopora meandrina
Lineage: Eukaryota; Metazoa; Cnidaria; Anthozoa; Scleractinia; Pocilloporidae
Source: the annotation of a GenBank genome assembly